AUGGCGGACUACGACAGGAGACCCGAUUAUCGACACGGCGGCGGGCGCUACUCAGGCGGUGGCAAGCGCAAGCGAGGUCGCGGUACGAGCUCCUGAAAUUGGUCCUCCGUUCACUUCAUCAUAACUAACUUGCCGCGCGCAGAGGACGACGACUUUGACCAAGGCCUUCGCAACCAGCGCCAUCGCCCGGAUCCGCCGCCAGGCACGAGAAUCCGACGAGACUUGCUCGCAAUAGCAGAAGACCACGGAAAACUGCCGCAUCGAGUCGCGGCUGAAAUUGCGAAAUUGACCGCCGAUAACUACGACGACGAAUACGUCAAGGACACUUUCAACAUCGCCGCGCUGAAGUUGGUAUUGGAGCAGCCGUUCAAGAUUCCGUUUGUGGCGGCCGUGGUGCUGUACGCGAACACGGAGAAGUCGGAAAUCGCAGGAGAUGUCAUCGCAAAGGCUGGACAACAGCUACAGGAAGCGCUGGAGGAGGGCAGAUGGAGGGACUUCAAGCUGCUGCUGCGAUUCUUUGCCUCCCUGAGCCGUCUCUUUGAGGAGGAUGGAGUGAUGCCGAUUCUGGAUGAGCUCUUUGGCCGCGCCGCUGACCUGCAAACUGCCUCGUCUGAAGAUGUGAGACGCACACUGCGUGUGGAUUUUGAUGCGAUUUUACUAACACACUGUCUUAGGCUGUUGGCAUUGAACUUGUCAAAAUCAUUCUGCUGACUAUUCCUUACCUAGUCGCGUACUCAACGGACGACUCGUUGCAGGCGAGAGUAUCUGGGUUGCUGGAAAAGACGGAUAUCAUUGCGAGCACCACGCAUGCGCUCGAAACCCUGGUGGAUCCCUACCCGCAGACGAACGAACAGGAUGAGAAGCCCAUGACCUGCGCCAGCGUCAUUUCGCUUCUUCAAGCCCAAGUGACCGAGGAGUCCAGCAACGGCUGGAAGCUCUCCUGCAUGCCAAGACCGUACGACCCAACUUACAAGCACACAGUGGUCAAAGCAGAAGACGAGAGCAACGGAGAGACGAACGGGGACGCCGACACCGAAACUCCGGCGACGAAGCACGCGUUCCCCGUUAUUACCGUUCCGGCGCAACUCCACACGGGAUCGAGAACCCUACUUCCUGAAAUCUACUUCUCAGUGUUCGCUGACCAGGAGGUCGAGUCUGUGCCACCCACUUCAAACAUUGCAGCGUGUUUGAUUCGAGAUGCUGUUGUCGAUACCAUAAACAUACUGGACUUUAACCGCAUUGCCGUGGCCAGGAUCCUGACCGAGAUCGAUUGCUUCUGGAGCACCGGAAGCUUCGUGAAGCGAUCUAUGGCUUUCGACAAGCUGAGAGACGUCGAAGAUGGCAAGCCUACGUGGAAGUCUGAAGACGUAUGCAUUGAUGCCAUCUUCUCCCAGCUCUUCCAGCUCCCCACCCCUGAGCAUCGCGUUGUAUACUACCACUCGCUCAUCACGGAGUCCUGCAAGAUCUCUCCAGGAGCAAUUGCGCCCACUCUGGGUCGCGCUAUCCGUUUUCUAUUCCGCAACAUCUCCCAGAUGGACAUGGAGCUUUCCUACCGCUUCAUGGAUUGGUUUGCUCACCACCUGAGCAACUUCGAAUUUAGAUGGAAGUGGGCUGAGUGGUGAGUUUGCUGCAAGUACCAAUCCAUGACCUACAAAUGCUGACAGUGUAAAGGGUGAACGAUGUCGAUCUAUCCGACCUGCAUCCAAGGAAGGCGUUCAUCAUUGGUGCGCUCGACAAAGAGAUUCGCUUGUCGUUUGCGAAGCGUAUCCGCGAGACCCUUCCUGAGGUGUACCAUCCCCUCAUUCCUGCCAGCAAGGAGAGAGACAUUCCUCCAUUCAAGUUCGAGAAAGACCAGACUCCAUACGCGAAGGAGGGACGUGCGGUACUGGACUUGCUCAAGAAAAAGUCGCCAGAAGAGGAAAUUCAGCAAGUGCUCAACUCUGUCCACGAGCAGGCUGCUGGACUGGGAGUUGCAGAUCCACUUGUUCCAAGCACCGACAUCUACAUGACUGCCAUUCUCAGCAUCGGGUCCAAGUCGCUGUCACACGUCCUCUCGACUAUCGACAGGUGCAAAGACCGCCUGCUCGCAAUCGGACAGCAGUCCGAGGCAGCUCGACGCCAGGUCAUUUCUUCUGUUGUCGAGUUCUGGGCUGACCACCCAGGCACGGCAGUCAACAUUGUUGACAAACUUCUCAAUUACAGCAUCAUCACCCCGAUGUCUGUCAUCCAGUGGGCUCUGAAUGAUCGCAUGGAUCGUGGUCGCGCACUCGCCUCUUCUCAAGUCUACGAAAUGGUCUCCAUCACCAUGUUCAAGGUCACGAACAGGGUUCGCCAGGUCUCGCGCGAGCGGAACAACCUCAACCUGUCUUUCGAACAACGCAAGCAGAUUGACGAGGCCUUGCCACGGGAGCGUCACGGCAUGCUUGACCUCUUCACUGCCAUCGGAGAUGCUGUCGCUGGCGUUGCGACUGGCGCUCAGGAUGAAAUGAUUGAGCGUUUCGAUGGCGAGAGCGUCGAACAAGAUCUGAUUCAGCAGUGGGGAAUGCGCUGGGUUCGUGUCUGGAAGCGGAAGGCUGCGGUGGAGGAGGCCAUCGUCGGGGAGGCAGCAGUAGGCCCGCUCGAGGAGCCUGCGGUCGUGGACGGCGGUGCGGCAGACAACGACAACAUCGACAACGGAGAUGCGAUGGAUGACCUGGAUCAAGUCUCUUAG
Molecule: messenger RNA, 2710 nt
Organism: Lecanosticta acicola
Lineage: Eukaryota; Fungi; Ascomycota; Dothideomycetes; Mycosphaerellales; Mycosphaerellaceae
Source: the annotation of a GenBank genome assembly